Zootermopsis nevadensis is the source of this 3897-nucleotide messenger RNA. RefSeq lists its product as uncharacterized. The record is from RefSeq and is a predicted model, not a curated record. NCBI's taxonomy places the organism in Eukaryota, Metazoa, Arthropoda, Insecta, Blattodea, Termopsidae. Gene Ontology annotation, cellular component: plasma membrane.
GCGUUCCGAGGGGUACACGGUUUACAGAAGUUGGCAAGCCGUGGUAUAUAUUGCAGGUUUUGUGGCGAUAUGUUUUGUGAGAUAGAAUUACAAUGAUAGGUGUUAGAAUAUGUUUAUUCCUUUUAGGUUUUCUGUGUAAUGUAUGCACUGGUGAGAGCGCUUUUGUAACACUUUCCAGCAACGGGCCAGUGGUAUUGGGUGCAAAUAUCACAUUUAAGGCAGAAUUAUUUACUUCUUAUGGAACACCACCCUCAGGAUCAUUUCGUUUUCACUGGCGAGACAAUGCAAUAUCCCAGCAUACUAGUGUGAGUGAGGGACCAGAGACAAUAGCAUUCUGGAAUGUGUCAUAUCCAGCACAUACAUAUGCCCCAGGACCUUAUGAAGUUGAAGUUAUAGUUGACAAAUACGUGAUUUUCUAUUGGCCUAUUUGUAGCCAGAGAAUCAAUUUUAAUAUUACAGCUCUGCUUAAUGGGCAAAUGUCGUUGCUACAGUCAGGCCAUCUGAGGGAAACUGGUCUUGUAUCUAGUAAGGAGCAAGUGACUCAUCGCGUUGAUCUGACGGAGGCAGAUAGUGCAUUCCUUACGCAGAGUGCUACAAGCAUUUUGACAUACUGGUUUGUGGACUGCACUUUCUACGGCCAGACACCGGGAUAUGAAUUCAACUUCAGCUAUACUCAGCCUGGAAAAAUACAUAAUGUUGAGGCACUCAUAAUAGCCUCAUAUGAACCUCCAUCCACAACCACAACAACCACAAGUACUACCCCUACUCCGCCAACUGUUUCCCCUAAUACCACUUCUGCUACAACACCAUCAACGAAAACCACUAUUACAGUCAUACCAACUAGUAGCACUGUUCUUCCUUCUACCUCGGCAGCAACAACUACUUCUACUGUGGCUCCAAAAAAUAUUUCAUUUCAAAUAAAUUCCAAUGAGAUCAACGCCAUGCAUAUAUCUCAUGUUCAGAACAUGCCACUUAUACUUCCCGCAGUUAACACGCAUAAUGAAACACUGAAAAACAACACAGUUUUUGUUCCUUAUGUGUGCCUGAAUUCAUCCAUCAUACCUCCUGAUCCAAACAAAACUUACGGCUACUUCCAUAGGCGACUUGUUGUCAGAGCUCCAGUGGAAAAUGUUUCUGUGUUGGGCACAAAUUGGCUGCAGCAUGGCGAUAUGUUGAAUCUUCAAGUGUAUUGCAAUGGCUCUGCGAUAUUUGAAUACUGCAUUAGAAUCUUACCUGGCUCAUACAAUGUCACAGGCAACGAGACUUGUACAUAUUUUGCUACAAGACCAGACUGCCGAUUUGAAGUAGUGCAUUAUUUUCGUGAACCAUCGCAGUAUACUGUUUUAAUCAUUAUCAAAAAUGAUGUGUCCAAGGUUGUAACAAAAGUUGGAAUUAACAUCUACGAAGUUACAAAACAUGCUCAGCUGUCCGUAAUAGUGGUGCCAGUAUCCUGCAGUCUUAUUGCUGUGAUUCUCAUUGUGUUUGGCAUAGCGUACUAUGUCCAGAGCAAAAACAGGUACAUAAUAGAAGUAGCAGAUUUUGAUUUUGGACAAGUAAAUGACAUGGAAUACAAGACAUUUAGAGAGAGGCUUCGAGAAUCUAUGUCCACUACAGUGAACCGUUCUGAUAUUCCAGAACCUGGCGGUUCGUGGUCACCGAGUCGCAAGUAUGGUCCAAUGAAUUAAGAAGGCAAGUGUAUUCUGAUUGGUAGUUACUUGUUUUGGAGUGAUGGAAUGUGAUAUUACUGGUAGCAUAAUACAGCAUUUUUGCAAUUAUAUAGCUUGAAGUGCUGUAAAAUAUUCAUCAUAUAAUCAUUUUAAGUAGUCAUGUGUUGAUUUUCAAAAAUCUGUGGCAUUUUAUUUUCAGUAUUUUUUAAUGUGAUAACUUAUGAAGAUAAUAUAUGCAUCUUGAAGAUUAUUCAAAGUGACAUUAUGGAGAGAAGCUUUGUUGUAGUUAUAUUUUUGUGAUACUAGUUUGGUUUGAUUGUUUUUUGUGAGUUCUGUCCUAAAGUUUUGUAGACGUUACUUCAAAUUAUCAACCCUAAAUAUACAGUUUAUCCAGCUUUAUGUGAUAUACAUUUUGAGAUGUAGAUUACAAAUUAACAUGAAUGAAGUCUGAGGUUAAAAUUCCCUUUAUAUUAGAAAAUGAAUUUCUGAUGAGUUGUAGCAAAGAUAAUUUACAUCUUUAACUGCUUUGCAUUGAAUGAUUUUAAUUGUUAUAAUGUGGUGUGGUCACCUUAUUUGCUGUCUGUUUAUAAGGUUUUUGCAAAGCGACUUCCGACAUCAGUUGAACUCCUACCUCCCUAUCUGGUGGAGUUGUCUGGAUUAUUCCAGUUGACAUACAUUCUUUGCAGUUUCUUUUCCAUCUUUGAAGUAUGUCGGAAAGACCCAGUAAAAUAAGAAUUGAGUAGCUUAGAAACACUUGGAAGAGCAUGAGAGUGUGGAAUAGUUGGCAAGAGAAAUCUUGUUUUUCUGGUUUCCUGUUCCUCUCUGAACUAUAUGCAACUUAUAACAUAUACAACAAAUAUAUUUAAUUAACAUAUCGGGAAUACACUUGCAUUUUUCCAUUGUAUUGUUUUUGAAUGCUUGAAAAUAAUAAAUAUUUGUUUUUUUAGUUAUAUUUUCCUCUAUAUGAGAUGUAUAUAUGGUAUUUAAGACUGCGAUUGUUAUUUUUAUCGUCAUCGUCAUAAUUCAUUUCUAUUUCUGUGAGAAUGGGUAAUACUAUGAUAAAACUCUCUCCAUUUUCUUUGUUUUGUAUCUGUACAUUCUUUCCCACUUGUGUUAUAUAUUUUAUCUCAUUUGGUUUCUUCCCUAUGUUGUAUGUCCCCAUGUUUAUUUAACGUAUACUUUAAUUUUCAAUUUUCUUGGGCUGUUGAUCAUGUCUGUUUUCACUUCUGUAUGUCUGUUUCACACUAGUUUGAUGCUUUGAUGAAAGGAACUUAAACAUGUACUAUUAAAUGUUACAGGGAUGUUGAUUUUGUAUGUUUGCAAUUUUCUGUUAUAUACUGAGAAAAUAUGCAUUUACAUUUUCAUUCCACAAUACAUCAUGUUUAGCUUUAUGCUAAAAAUUGUAGAAAAACUAACAGUUUAAAUGUAUAUUGUGUGACAGUGUUUAAGGAAUGAAAAAUAUUUUUGGCACCAAGUCCAAUAAAAAUAUCUUAAAAAGACUGGACAUCUGUCCUGAACAGUUCGUGGUUUUGACACCAUAAUUAUUUCACUAAAAAUGCUAAAAAUUGUGAGUUGUAGAGAGCAUGCAAUGUCAAUGAAAUGAUUAUGUUAAAAGAACUUGCUCCGUAUCUUCAUCGUACCUUGCGUAGAAGACGAUAAGGAUAAAUUAACAUAACUGACACUUUAAUAUACAGGAACAAUAAUUUGAUUAAAAGAAGCUUAAUGCAGUUCCUUUGUGAGGAAUCGUUGCCCUCACCCAAUGCACACCCCAUUACCCACUGGUCUGGCCAAGGUUCUGCAUUGACUGACUGGUUCCUGUGCUUCACAUGUGGAUUACUCGCCAUGAUGAGGUAGGCAACAACAACAUCUGAAAUGUCAGUAAACUUCUGCCAGACUACAUGAUGCAACACCUCAGAAGACAGGCAUCUUCAGAGGGAGGGUUGUUUACCUUCAUUUCAACACUGUCGAAAGAAAGGAAAUUUCCAGUUCUUAUGAUUGAUAAUGAUGUGAAAUGUUGUAAAGGGAUUACUUUGCUGAAAAGUGGUUAUGUGUGCUUGAGUUUGGGUGUUUGAAGUGUUACUUUAUAAUAUUUCAGAGGUAGGAGAUGAUACAUAUUGAAUUAAAGUGAAUUUUGCAUUUAGAGAAAGGAAAUUAUAAAAUAUUGUCAUACAUAUUUGUUUGUACAGAAAUGUUCUGAAAUAAAAUCUCAUGUACCUAGUAGUGCACAGUA